AUGGCAGCGACUACAGCGACGACGUCGAGUGGUACGUCCGAUGUAGCGCACAAUCAUGAAAUUCCCUUCCCCGCCACGGCUUCCGCCGCGCAUCUCUCGUGCGCGGGAAAUGCUCAGAAAGCACCCCUCGCCAGCCUUCCUACCCGAACCUUCCUUCGUUCUCUGUUUCUCACCAGCGCGAUGGCUUCGCCUCUUUUGACGCCUUGUCUCUUGCUUAUGAAGCUUCUUGUCGAUUCACCCUCCAAACUGCUGCGUCCUUCCUCUAAUCCCGCAAUGGACUAUCUUCUCCGUCGCACCAUCUACGAUCACUUUUGCGCCGGGACGAAUGAGGUCGAAGUCCGUCAGACUGUCCAUGAAAUGAAGCGGCUAGGUUACAAGGGAGUUAUUCUGGGGUACGCAAGGGAGUCGAUCGCACAUGUGAACCAGUGUUCCCACCAGGAAACGAGAGCUGCUGUGCUGCAGGAACAGCAACAGCAGGCGCAGUGGGAAGAAGCCGUCGAGGAAUGGAAAGAAGGAAAUCUUCGUACCCUGAAGAUGUUAGGCGAAGGGGACUAUCUGGCUAUCAAAUUCACCGGCGCCGGUCCGCUUGCUGUGCACUCGCUCACGCGGAGUGAUCCUCUUCCUCCACCACAGAUCAAAGCCGCUAUAUAUGAGAUAUGCGCGGCUGUAGCAGCACAGAAAUCCCGGCUGUGGAUUGACGCGGAACAGCAGGUGUUCCAGGCAGCAAUUGAUUCUUGGGCGGUGGAUCUGAUGCGGAUGUUCAAUCGUCCGGGUGAGAUAACCAAAGAGGACACGCCUAUCGUUGUUCUGAACACCUAUCAGGCUUAUCUCAAGCGCUCGGCCGAUAUCCUGGCCGGACAUCUACGUCUAGCACGGAAAGAGGGUUGGGGCGUAGGUGUAAAGUUAGUCCGAGGGGCGUAUAUCGCACAUGACCAACGGGACAAAAUCUGGAAGACGAAAGAAGAGACAGAUACAAAUUAUAACGGAGUCGUGAGGGCAAUGAUAGAGGGAAACUACCCUUCAUCCUCCACAUUACGGGGCACAGGAUCUGAGCUUGAAUCUCAAGGGCCAGAGGAUCUUCCAACGGUGCGACUGUUCGUGGCUUCACAUAACGGGGAGAGUGUAGCCAAAGCGUGCACUCUCUACCAACAACGAAGGAAGGAUGGUCGGAAGACGAUUCCUGUCGAGGUAGGUCAGCUGCAGGGGAUGGCGGACGAGGUUAGUUUGGGAAUGGUCGCUGCCGGAGGUCAUGCGGAAACGAAGCCCGGGGUGUUCAAGUGCUUGGCUUGGGGUUCCACGGAGGAAUGUCUACACUUUCUGUUGCGACGGGCAGUAGAGAAUCAGUCGGCAAUGCAGCGGACGAAAGACACAGCGCAGGCGCUGAGAGGCGAGGCAUGGAGAAGGGCGGUGGCUUUCAUGCGAGUAUGGCGAGUAUGAGAAGUCAGGGUCGUAGACAGCCCAGUGAUCAAACAUGAUGUGAUGUGUAAACGAUGCUGUUCUUGGGUGUGUUUCCUUUGUCUGUUCCUCCGUUCUUUGUAUUACAUGCAUGCCGAGGAUCGGAGUAUUGAGCCCCGCUUACUGCCCAGGAUAUCGAUUGCUUCGACAUAAUAGGAAUCGUCAUCAUCGAUGACCAUUUCGCGCUCACACCCCUCAAGCACUUCAAGUACGUAGUAUCGGCAAUCCCAUUCGAGGGUCUCGUGGUCGACCGGAGUGGCGUCCACGACGGCCUGGAUAGUGGGGAUUUUCACGUUGCCAAAGUCCGAGACUCUGAUUGACUGGGUAUAAAUGGGGAUAUUCCAGGGGUCAUUGUGGGUAGUGACUUUAGUGAAACCCGGGUGUUCCCCGUCGACUUCGAACAGGUGAUCCUCGGUGUCGGUGUGGAGAUGCAGGGCCCAAAUGCUAAAAAUUGCCAUAGCGAGGAUGGAAG
Molecule: messenger RNA, 1927 nt
Organism: Aspergillus saccharolyticus JOP 1030-1
Lineage: Eukaryota; Fungi; Ascomycota; Eurotiomycetes; Eurotiales; Aspergillaceae
Product: putative proline oxidase Put1
Exons: 2
Coding region: 1-1437 (478 amino acids)
Cellular component (GO): mitochondrion
Molecular function (GO): proline dehydrogenase activity; FAD binding
Source: RefSeq, a predicted model, not a curated record